CAGACACUAGAAAUGGUUAGAAUAAUGCAUUUAACAUCGAUGCUAGGAUUUCAAAGCGUUAAAAAAACUACAUACCCCAGGUUGUUCAGCACUUCCGGUAAGUGUUGCGUUUAGGGUACCAGGGACGCAACUUGCAAGGUGGUCUCCUGCCACAACCUCUGAUGCUGCCUACUGUCCUCCGCUGUGUUCGGCCCAUCUCUACCAGUCUUGCCUUAAGCCGGUCUCUGUCCCACUUCAGACCACGCAUGGACCCGGAUCCAAGCCGGCCCAUUGAGAGGUCAAUCAGAUCCAAACUGACUGACACACUCAAGCCGGACCAUUUAGAGGUCCACAAUGAAAGCCACAUGCACGCUGUGCCCCCUGGCUCUGAAUCCCAUUUCCGUGUCCUGGUUGUGAGCUCUCAGUUUGAGGGUCUGCCAUUGAUAAAGCGCCACCGUCUGGUUAAUGAGGCUUUGAAGGAGGAGUUGAGUAGCUGCGUUCAUGCACUAUCUAUCCAGGCAAAGACUCCUGAGCAGUGGAGAAGUAACCCCUCCCUGGCUAAGAGUCCGCCUUGCCUGGGAGGCUCGAGGGGAGAUCACACAGUGGAGGAGAAACUGAAGGCCGGGCGCGAGUAAAGUGGUGGACUAUGAAGCUGUUGGUCUGAACUGUGAAGAAGGCAGGUGAAUGUUGUAGAAAAGGUGUAAAAAUCGUUGUUGUUAAUGUAAUGGCAGUCAGGAUUCUGUUGUAGAUUUCAAUACAAAAAUGGGUUCCUGUGGUUAUUCUAUUAUAAUAAAACAUACAUUGUGAAGAUUAAAUCA
Etheostoma cragini (Arkansas darter) is the source of this 797-nucleotide messenger RNA. It is a transcript of the gene bola1, whose product is annotated as bolA family member 1. The coding region runs from base 162 to 614 and encodes 150 amino acids. The record is from RefSeq and is a predicted model, not a curated record. Gene Ontology annotation, cellular component: mitochondrion. NCBI's taxonomy places the organism in Eukaryota, Metazoa, Chordata, Actinopteri, Perciformes, Percidae. The transcript has 2 exons.